Molecule: messenger RNA, 1062 nt
Organism: Stylophora pistillata
Lineage: Eukaryota; Metazoa; Cnidaria; Anthozoa; Scleractinia; Pocilloporidae
Biological process (GO): antibiotic biosynthetic process
Molecular function (GO): 3-dehydroquinate synthase activity
Source: RefSeq, a predicted model, not a curated record
AUGCAUGUAGUAACUUCAAGCAAUACAGAAGCAAUUUCCAAGUGGUGUGAAAUCGCCAAGAUAGUAGCAGAUGAAAGCAACAUUGGUACCAAGCCUGUACACCGUUUCCUCAAAGAAACUGGUUGCCCAGAAUGUUACCUGGACAAUGCCGAGUAUCUCGAGAAGUUUGACCCUCACGGGCUUUAUCCAACAUCCAUUUACCGCAAAUGUGAAGGAGACAUUUUGUCCAAACCUGAUGCCUCGGUGGUCGAGUGCACCAUGAGGCAUACCCUGACCACAACCGCAAAAAUUGCGUAUAAAGUAUUAGACCCAGCCAAUCCAGAGCUGAAAAACGUGUAUAAGCCAUUAGGGAGGUGUGUGGCAGUUGUUGAUAGCAAUGUGAAUAAAAUCUACGGAGAAGAAAUACAGGCGUAUUUCGAUGAGCACUGCAUCGAACUGCAGAAGGUUGUCAUUACCGCUGGCGAAGUUGACAAAGAUAUCGCAACAGUACAGAACCUCCUUGUGAUGCUGAAAAAGUUACGAGUCAAGCGAAACGAGCCUGUUUUUGUCGUGGGAAACGGCGUCAUACAUGACGUCACCGGCUGCGCAUGCUCCAUGUAUCAUCGUAACACACCUUACAUAAUGCUGUCCACCAGCGUGGUGGCUGGCAUCGACGCUGGUCUCUCUCCUCGCACUGGUUGUGACGGAUUUGGCUUCAAAAACCUGUUCGGUGCGUAUCAUCCUCCUGUUCUAACGCUCACUGACAGAAGCUUUUUCCGCUCUCAACACAGCGCCUGCUUGCGUCACGGCAUUGCUGAAAUUGUUAAGAUAGCGGUGGUGAAAGAUGAGGAACUCUUCUCCCUGCUAGAGCAGAAGGGGUGUAAUCUUCUGUCUACCAAGUUUGGCACAGAAAUGGAAGGCUUCCAAGGAGAUCAAGAGGCCUUUGGACGCGUUUGUGAUCUCAUUAUUGGCAAAGCUCUCGAAUACUACAUGAGAUCCGAAUACAGCAACAUUUUUGAAACGCAUCAGUGUCGCCCACACGCAUANUACACAAUACUACAAGGGACACUUCCCACUAGCUAA